This is a messenger RNA of Macroventuria anomochaeta, 1468 nucleotides long. RefSeq names its product phytanoyl-CoA dioxygenase family protein. The record is from RefSeq and is a predicted model, not a curated record. Bases 436 to 1383 code for a protein of 315 amino acids. The transcript has a single exon. NCBI's taxonomy places the organism in Eukaryota, Fungi, Ascomycota, Dothideomycetes, Pleosporales, Didymellaceae.
GCUGGGACUAGGCGUCGUAUCACGACUUCAAGUCGAGCGCAUUGAUUGUGCUGUUUCAUGUGCUCGAUGAUGGUAGCCAGCGAGGAUUGGCAGACAUCGGGACUACGAACAGACAGAAAGAGCUGACGGAGAUAUCAAGGGAAACAAAAGUGCAUCUGGUGGCAACCGAUCAGGGGUAGAAACUUUCAACGUCGUAGGCUCCAUAUCAGCUGGUAACAAGUCCGAUUGCUUGAAGUGCAGAUUUCCUGGAAUAGACGUCAAAAAUGCUUUUUGUAGAUGAGGAUAGGUAGAGAAUGGCAGAAGCGGGGUGAACGAACAAUGCGGGGUAGAUCAGAGGUCCAUCCUACAGAUGUUCACCGUCAAUCAGUCCACGUGUGUCGCAUGCCACUCUUUCGUUCAUUAUCUGAAAACCACGGAGAGAGUUGUUACUGAAAGAUGGCAACGGAAACGCUCCAGACCGAGGCCCACAAGGGACCUGCUGCAUCAAACGUCAGCGAACACACAGCCAAUCCCUACAAAGCUGCUCGCGAAGCUCUCCACCGAGAUGGUUUCGUCAUCCUCUCCGCAGCUCUCUUCCCAACCUUCGACCUCGAAGCACUCCGCUCAGCAGCAACACGCAUGACCGAAGCUGCACGCACAGGAAAAUGGCCAUACAUCCGCACUCUCCCCAAACAGUUCCCACCAUGGCCUCAGGACCCAUCAAAAGGCAUAUGGGGCGUGCAGCACCUGCUCCAUCCGUCAAAUCCAGAUCAUGCACUGUUCGCAAAAAGCUACUUCGAUGAGGAGCUGCUGAGGUACGUCGCUGCAUUGAUUGAGUGCAGAGAAGAGGACCUCACGAUGGAAUUGUACAACAUGCUUGUCCGCCCAGACGCCGACUUUAGCUUGCGCUGGCACAGAGAUGACAUCGCUACUACUGCUACGCCGGAGGAAGAGAUGGAGCGCUUGAAUAGGCCGGGGUAUCAUGCGCAGUGGAACCUUGCGCUUUUCGAUGAUAGCAGUCUUGUCCUUGUCCCUGGGAGCCACAGACGCGCAAGAACCAAUGCAGAACGAGAAGCCGACCCAUAUGAACCCAAUAUGCCGGAGCAGAUCACGGUUCAGUUAAAGGCUGGGCAAGUCGCGUUUUACAACAAUAACAUACUGCACAGGGGGGUGUAUGAUAGUACCAAGGAGCGAAUGACGUUGCAUGGGAGUAUUGGGACGGUAGCGGCGGGUGAGCAGAGGGCAAGGAAUGUGUUGCAGCAUGGUGUCGGAGAGUGGGCAAAAGAAGAUGAUUUUGGGGAUCUGGAGCCGAAGAUGAGGGAGAGGGCGACAAAGAUGAGGGAGAGGCUAGUAGAGUUGGGAAAGAGAAGCAAAAAUGUUGGGUUCUUUUCGAAAGACGAAUGAUAAAUUCAAUCUAGGUAUAUAGUCUUCCAUUCUUGCCCCUCAAAUAGAUCUUUAGGAGAGGUGAUGACAACCGCUCCUAUUCUUU